AUGGAGGGGAUCAACAAAAGUUCUCUGGAACUAUUCAUCUUGUUGGGUUUCUCUGAUCGUCCUGGGCUAGAGCAUAUCCUUUUUGUUAUAGUUUUAAUUUUUUAUUUAGUUACUUUGGUUGGCAAUAUCACCAUUAUCUUGGUCUCCCAACUAGAUCCCCGGCUGCAAACUCCUAUGUACUUUUUCCUCACCAACCUCUCUUUCCUGGAUCUUUGCUUCACUACCAGUUCAAUACCUCAGCUUCUCUUCAACCUGGGAGGACCAAAUAAGACCAUUAGCUACUUAGGUUGUGCCAUCCAACUCUUCAUGUUCCUUGGAUUAGGUGGUAUAGAAUGUAUUCUCCUGGCUGUCAUGGCUUAUGAUCGCUUCACUGCCAUUUGUAAACCCCUCCAUUACACUGUCAUAAUGCAUCCCCAGCUCUGUGUGCAGCUGGUGGCUGUGUCUUGGGGCACUGGACUCCUUAACUCUCUGGUUAUGUCUCCUAUAACAAUGAAAUUACCUCGAUGUGGAAGACACCAAGUGAAACAUUUCCUGUGUGAGAUGCCAGCAUUAAUCAAGAUGGCCUGUGUGGAUACAGUGGCUAUGGAAAGUACAGUCUUCAUCUUAUCUGUAAUAAUUGUCUUGGUGCCUCUAUCACUUAUUCUUAUUUCUUAUGCAUAUAUUACCCAGACAGUUCUGAGGAUCAAGUCAGCUGCAGGACGAAAAAAAGCCUUCAAUACCUGUGGGUCCCACCUCACUGUGGUCUCACUUUUUUAUGGUAAUAUCAUCUACAUUUAUAUGCAGCCAGGGAAUAACUCCUCUCAGGAUCAGGGAAAGUUUCUUACCCUCUUCUACAACUUGGUGACUCCUAUGUUAAAUCCUCUCAUUUAUACUCUUAGGAACAAAGAAGUAAAAUCAGCAUUAAAGAAAUUAUUUUGGAAAAAAGCAGGCUCGGGUGACAAGUAAGGUGAAGAGAUAGGCACCUAAUAAGGGCUUAUUAUGUACCAAGCAUUGUGCUAAUAGCUAGAAAUGCAAAAACAAACAAACAAAAAGAUCCUUCCUCUCAAGGAUCUUACAUUCUACUGGGGAGACAUAACA
Messenger RNA from Trichosurus vulpecula (common brushtail), 1077 nucleotides. Its product is annotated as olfactory receptor 2W3-like. Bases 1 to 945 code for a protein of 314 amino acids. Gene Ontology annotation, cellular component: membrane. The transcript has 2 exons. Gene Ontology annotation, biological process: G protein-coupled receptor signaling pathway. NCBI's taxonomy places the organism in Eukaryota, Metazoa, Chordata, Mammalia, Diprotodontia, Phalangeridae. Gene Ontology annotation, molecular function: olfactory receptor activity; G protein-coupled receptor activity. The record is from RefSeq and is a predicted model, not a curated record.